Biomphalaria glabrata is the source of this 8732-nucleotide messenger RNA. RefSeq lists its product as uncharacterized. Gene Ontology annotation, molecular function: ATP binding; ATP hydrolysis activity; mismatched DNA binding. The transcript has 14 exons. Lineage: Eukaryota; Metazoa; Mollusca; Gastropoda; Planorbidae. Gene Ontology annotation, biological process: mismatch repair. Bases 949 to 6183 code for a protein of 1744 amino acids. Gene Ontology annotation, cellular component: mismatch repair complex. The record is from RefSeq and is a predicted model, not a curated record.
AUAAGUUAAUAAAUAGUUUUUAAGUACUAGAUCUAGAUUCUUUUUCUAGAUCUAAAUCUAGAUCUGAUAGAUCUAGAGACUAGAUCUAUAAUAAUCUAUCUAUAUAUCUAUAUAGAUAGAUUAUUUAUCAUUAUUAUUAGAUAAGAUCAUAUUUAUCAUUAUUAUUAGAUAAGAUCAUAGAUUAUACGGUAAAACUUCCCAUCAAAGGCCCCUAGUUUUUAUAUAUAUAGGCCAGGCUAUAGAGUAUAGUCUAUAGUAUAGAUAGGCAGUAUGUACUACACAGAUAUAGUAUAGACCUAGUAUAGGCCUUAUUUUAUAGAUGAUAGUUAGAUCUAGAUCUACAAUUGAUAGGGUAGCCCUAGACAAACAGUAGUAUAGAUAUAAUAGAUAGAUCUAUUAAAUCUUAUAUAGAUCUAGAUCUACUGACUACUCUAAUUACUAAUUCUAGAUCAAGAAUCAAGUCUAUUAUAAUUAUAGUGUCAGUCAGUGCACAGUCACAGUGUAUAGCUAGCUAGACGAGAAAUAGAAUCUAGAUCUAGUAUAAGUAAUAAUUAUAAUAGAGAGGAUUAGUUAGAGUAGACAUUUCACGAGAAUUGCCCAGAUCAUCCACAGUCACACUCACAGUGCACCAUGAUGGCAGUGGCACAAGAUCUAGAAUUAGAUCUCAUCUAGUCAAUCUAUUAUCUACUACUAACUAGACUCUAUUACUAUCUAGAAUCUAGACUAAUCUAGGGAAUCUAGAUCUUUAUUCUAUAUUAUAGUGGUAUAUUCUAUUAGUAUUAUAGUAUAGUCAGUAUAUAGUCUAUACUGACUCUAUACUAUCUACAAAUUUUAAAUUUAUUUUGCUUUCAUUAUGAUCAUAAUGUUGUUAGUGAUGUUAUUGUUAGUGUUAUCAUGAUCCUCAUUCUCAGUUAACACAUUCAGUGACAAUCAAGGAAAACAAGCAAAAUGAUUCGCCACCUUUCUGAUGAUGUGAAAUCUUUACUAAGAACUGGUGUGGCUCUUACCAGUUGUGCUCAAGCCAUUGAAGAACUUGUGUUGAAUGCCGUUGAUGCUGGAGCAUCCACCAUAGCUGUGCGAGUUGAUCUGGAAUGUUUCAAGAUUCAAGUUGUAGAUAAUGGUGCAGGAAUUUCUAAAGAUCAGCUGCCUCUUUUAGGAGAAAGGUAUGCUACUAGUAAGUGUAAAGGCUUAGAUGAUUUACUGAAUCUCAAAUACUUUGGUUAUCGUGGAGAAGCUAUAGCAAGUCUUCAAGCUGCAGCAACAUUUUUAGAGAUUGUCUCCAGACCUCGGUCUUCUGGAAUCACUUAUUGUAAAUAUUUUAAAGAAGGCAAAGCUGUGGGUAUCUCACAGUCCUCUGUGCCUCGCCCAUCUCAUGGUACCACAGUUACAGUUCAUAAUUUAUUUUACAAUUUACCAGUUCGCAGAAAGUGUUUCAAGGAAGGCCUUGAAAUGGAAAGGAUUAGAUAUCGCUUGGCUGGAAUAGCCAUUAUGUGGCCUCAGAUAAGCUUUAGUUUGAGAGAUGACUCCAUUGGUCAUGUCAUUCUUCAAACUCAUAAAUGUAACGGGUUAGCAGCAGCAUUUUCCACCAUAUUUCCUGUUGCAAAAUCAAGAAACAUGUCAGAGGUUUCAAUAGAACAGGAUGAGUUUAAACUUUCUGGUAUAGUUAGCACUGACAGUUAUAGUCGUAAAGAUUUGCAAUUUGUCUUUGUCAAUAAGAGGCUUGUUCUUAAGUCAAGCAUUCACCACCAGGUCAAUAAAAUAUUUUCUCGAUCAUUGAUAUUAAGAAAAAAAGGAUUGAUGGAUGCAACAGAUAGUCUCUUUCAAAAUGGCACUAUUAACUCUGUUAGUCCUACAAAGCAGAGUGAUAGGUUUGCUAUUUUUGCAAUCAAUGUCGAAUGUCCCUUUUAUAGUUAUGACAUUACCUUUGACCCACAAAAGACUCUUGUUGAGUUUACUAAUUGGCCUAAACUGAUUCACCUACUUCAAGAUAUGCUUUAUGGGUUCUUAAGAAAAGAAAAUCUGUUGUCAAUAUCAGAUUUCUCAUCUAUUUUGAAUGAUGACAGAGAGAAUGGUAAUGAUAGCAGCAGUGAAGAAUGUUAUGAAUCAUCUGAUAGUUACUUUAGUCAGCUAGAUAGAUUUAUUAGGAAAAAUGAGGGCAAUAACUCUGAGUCUAAAGAUUUGCAGACAGAAAAAUUAAAAUUGUUGACUGCAGAAAUUGUACCAUUGAAACCAGCUAAAGAUAAAUGUUGUGUUGGAAUAGAUCAAAAGUCAAAGGCAGUUGACACCAGCUGCGAAGAAGAGCUUCUUAAAACUUCUUUAAAAUCAGUUUCUGAUGAUGACAAAGUUUGCUCCCUAAAAUCAGGAAUAGAAAAUUUAUUACAACAUGAUGAUAACAAUAAAAAUAUGCUGAAAAUAAAUCAGAUUGUUACACACAAUAAAAAUAAUUUUAGUGCACAAGAAAUAAACUUUUUGCCACCUAAAAAUACAGAAAGAGGUCAUGCAAUUAUUUAUAAAGAACAUUUAGAAUCUUGUAAUGAGUGCAUAGAACCAUAUAACAGUUUGGAGCUGCAUCAAACUAGUGAUUCUGAAACACCAUUUAUUGUAAGUACUACUGAAGAAAAUGAAAGUAUCAUAAUGAAGGAGGAUAAGGUGCUAAAAAAACCUGUGCAGAAAGUUGUCUUUAGUGUAUCAAGUAAAUACUCAUCAACUUUGCAGAAGCUACGGGGAAACACUUCUGCAAAUAACGCCCUACAAUCUGCAAAGGCAAGCACCAGUACAUUGCAGAAGCUUCGUGCAUCUACAAAGAAAGCUGUUCAAAGUCUUGGAGACCUGUAUAAAACACCAGUUCGAAAAAUACUUCCAGAUUCUUCAGUUAUUAGUCAAGAUCUAGCAUUAGACAGAGAUAAAACCAUGAUCAAUUUAACAUUACCAGAAUUCUGUGAGCCACAGGGUUCCACAAUGUUAAAUGCUUUUUUAGAAAGUAGAUCACUUGGCCAGAGUGACAGAAACAUUAAUUUGAAGAGAUCUAAAGAUGAGAACGUAACUCGUGCAACAAAAUUAGCCAGAUUGAUGAAGGGUGAGAAUGUUGCUAAAGGUCGUUCUAUUACAACUGCACCAUCAGAAACAGACAGAAACACAAGUUUAAUUAAACAAUUUUCUUUUGAGAAAAGGAGACCUGUCAACCAAAACAAUUUGACGAAAACUGAAGAGAACUGUUACACUGAAGAUAUGGAAGCUGCUGUAAAAAUCAAAAGAUACCAAGAUGAUAGAUCAGACGAUUCUCAAUUCAGCAAAAUAAAAAAAUUACAUUACAAUCAUAUAAGCCGUCCUCCAUACAGUGUUCAGUUAAGCUCUUGUUACCCUCAUAGUUCAGUUGUUGGCACAGUAAGUAAAGCAUCUGAAAGAACUUUGGAUGUUCUUACAGAGUCAGUGUCUCUGACUGAAUCUGAACACAAGACUAACUCUAGCAAGUGUUCUUGUGCCACUGUGGCUUUACCCUCAUUGAAAGAAAUGAUAGAUUCACAUUGUUCCUCAUCCACAUCUCAACACUUGGACAGACUAACAAAACAGGAUGAGGUAGUUUCUUCAAUAGAAGAUGCUGUGUCCUUUUCAAAUAGGAUUUAUUCAGAACAACAUCUUACUGAUAGAUUUGGAUGCACACAUUUACAAAAAAGUAACUUUAAAAAUAUUGACUCAAAAAACAGGGACAUUUAUUUACAGUAUAAUGACCUUGACCUAAACAAAAAAUUAGACAUUCAAAAACAAAAUUUUUAUAGUAAUGAUGAAGUCAAUAUAGAAAGUUCACCUGAAUGUGUCAAAAAUCCUGAAAACUGUUUGCACUUUUUAAAAGAAACAAUUUCUACAAAGGAUUAUUUUCAAAUUCCCAACUUUACAGUGCAUAAACAAAGUUUCAAAGCAGAAAAAACCUCAAGGUUAUUAGUACCAGAAAGAAGUUCCAUACAUUCUAGCCAUGUAUCUUUUAAUGAUAAAACUAAAUCCUGUGCUCCUUCUAUAACAGAUAAUCCUAAAACCACUUGCAAUGAGACUUUGGAGACAGACAGUGGUAAGAAACUUUCAUUGCCACAUUGUUUUUGUAAGUCCAUUGAAAAUAAAGACAAAGUUAAUGAAAUUGAAGAAGUGGUUAAUUUGCCAAAAGUGAAAGAUCUUAGUAAUAGUCAUCAAAUACCCCAUGAUGCCAACCUCUCUCUGCCAGUCUGUGAUAUUUCUAACUUUCAUGCACUCAAGACUACUAAUGAUCAAGCUUCACAAAUUAAUUUGAUGCAUUCUUCUCCAACUAUUGUAAUAGAAAUGAACAUGUGCAUUCAAGAAUCACUAAAUAAUUAUCAAAAGCCUGCCAGCACAUCUAAUUUUAGUGCAAACCAGUCUACCAAUGAAAAUUAUGUCACUGGAUCAAUAAUUAAUGAAACGGAAGAGCCAUUUUUGGCCAAUAAAAGUUUUGUCUUUCAGAACACACUAAAAGAAUUAAUGCCAGACAAAUAUGUCACAAAUAUAGAUACAGUGAAUGAACCAACAGAAAAUGUAUUAAAAGAUGCUACUGAUCAAACUUUAAUAAAACAGAACAAUGAGCACACCUUAGCACAAAAUGUGCAACUUACAAAUCUCAACCCAGCACAGGCUAUCAAUGAUAACCAAGUUUUUGAUGUUAGUAAUACAAAAUGUACCAUAAAUGAAUCUACUGAGAUUGGGAGAUCAUUAUCUCAAGUCAAGGCUCAGUUAGAUAUAUGUAUUAGCAAUGACCGUCAUAGCCUUCCCCAGCCACUGAGCACUCUUAGAUCACUGAGAUCCAAAGCUUUGGUGAUUGUAGAAGAGACCCCUGGCAUUACAUCGGCCUCAGAAAGUUAUGAUUACAGCUGCUUCAAACAAAACUCUGUAGCAGAAGUCAUGUCAGUUGAGACUACACUGUUACCAAAUGUACCUUCACAGAACACUGAGGCUAUAUUUUCUAUAGAUCAAGACUAUGUAAAUAAGACUUCUCAUGGGAUAGAAGAUUGUCAUUGGAAGGAGCUAACAGAUGAUGUUAGUGGUCAAAAAAUGUAUGUCAACAUUAAAUCAGGCAACACUAUCAGUGAAAGUCAGUGGUCAGAUUUAACUCUCCAUGAACCUCCAGCUGGCAACAAGAAUGAAGCUAUGACUGGCCAACUUUCUGGUAGCCAGAAAGAAUGCCUGCAAAGUAUUGUUUCUGACUACAUUGACCAGGAACAGACUGAAGCUGAUUCAAAAUGGAAGGAAGGAGAAAAACCUACAUGUGAAAAAAAUCAGGUCAUUGAAAUUUCUGAAGUCAUAACACAGUGGAAAAAUCCAGUUUUCUUCAACUACAAAUCACCCACUCUGAAUGUAGAGACUUGCCCUACUGGCCAGAUUGCAAGGUCUUGUUUCAAUUCACUCAAUAUGAUUGAGUUUACUAAGGACAUGUUGAAAAAUGUUAAGGUUGUUGGUCAACUUGAUAGAAAGUUUAUUGCAUGUCUUAUUAACACUAAAGCAACAGCACCUUCUAAAGUCAAGCUGAGUGUUGAAGAUAAUAGCAUGUUAGUUCUUUUUGAUCAACAUGCAGUUCAUGAACGUGUACGUUUGGAACAACUUACUCAAGAGGCCUAUGAAGUAGUUGAUGGUGGCAUAACAGACCAAGUUAAAAUGUCCGCCCUUCCAGAGCCAAUAUUGAUGUUAAUAGAUAGAGAUGACCUCAGGAUUAUGAAGACAUUCUACCAAGAGUUUAACAGAAUAGGAAUUCAUUUCUUACCAGAUGAUACCUGUAGAGACCAAAUCUAUAUCAAGUCUGUGCCAAGCUGCUUGGCUGAAAAAUAUCCCACAGAAAAAAAAAGAUUAAAACAACAGCCGAUUCUGGAAAAAAUACAGAUUUUAAUCUCUGAACACAUUCAGCUUUUAAAGUCAACAAAUGGAGCUGGUGGACGUCUGCCUCUUUCACUUCAUAGAGUUUUGUGCUCUCAGGCUUGUCAUGGGGCUGUUAAGUUUGGAGAUAGCUUGUCUACAAAAGAGUGUCAGGAUUUGUUGUCUUCCCUUGCUCUUUGCGAUCUUCCAUUUCAAUGUGCCCAUGGUAGACCCUCUAUUGCACCUUUAGUAGAUCUUGUGACUCUAGAUGAUGAGUCGCCUUACAAAAGAUGUUAUCCCAAGUUGUCAAAACUUUCUCAGAAAAUAAAUAUUUGAAUUACAUGAAGAUCAUAGAUGAUUUAAGCAGUUGGUGACUUGAAAAAUACAAGAACAGCAAAAAAAAUUCGGACUUCUCUUUCUGAUCAUGGAGCUCCACUGCCAAACUAUCAGAGUGAUUGGAGGACAUUUCAGAUUCUUAUUUACAGACAUCAGAUUGGAACAGCAGGCUUACAUAGGCUAGUUCAGCUAAUUCAUUGCGCUGGUCGUACUUUAAAGUUUACCAUUUUAUCAACUAGUUGCUUUCUCUAAGAGCGUGUAGUCUGUAGGACAUUUCAGACCCUAUCUGUGCUAGUCCAGUGCGCUGUUAGUACUAUAAACUUGACCUGUUUAUCACUAAGUUACAAGAGAGUCUAGACUGGAAACUUAAUGAUGUAUCUUAGUUGAUGUUGAACAUUAAUAUCACAACUGUAGAGAUUGUAUAUUUGUUUAUUUAUAGCUCAAACAAUAUGCUACAAGUACAGCAGUUGUCAAACUGUUUAAAUUAUCAAGAGAUUUUUUAUAAUCAGUAAAGUGAACAAUUUUCUUUUUUAUUUCUUUGUAAAUAUUUAUUGACUAUUUAUUGACAAGCAAGUUUUAUUAUUUUAUUAUGUUUGAAUAUAAUAUUUAAUUAUUUUAUACAUCCAGGGAGGUGCUAUAUUUUUUUUAUUUCAUGUGUUGUGUAUGGUAUUGUGUAUCAUUUAUUUUCUAGAUGAGCAAACCAUGUGACUUAGGGCUUCAGAGGCUCAAUUCCUCUCUUCCAGAAGCUCUGGAUAUUAUUAAAAAAAUAUAAUGAGUAUUUUUUUGUGUUAUGAUCUUCUACAAUUGAAAAAAAAAGGCUUUUUUCAGAUUGAUGCAGUUUUUGUGUAGAGAGCCAUCAUGAUUGUGUGCAUGUUUGAGUACAAGGGACGUGCAUGGGGCACCCUUUUUUUAAAUGGUAUCAUUUUUUUAUUGCUAUAUUUCAAUACAUUGUAAAUCAAAUAUUCAAAAAUAUUGUGCAAAAGAGUCCAUAUAAAAAACAAAGUUACUAUACUGACAAAAACCUAGAACUAUCUUACAAAUGGUAAAUACAUCUUGGUAUUUUCAUACGUUCAAUCUGAUAAACAAAUGUCUAAAGUCUGCUGGAGAUACUUGUUUAGUGGGAGAACUGACAGAAUUCAUCUUAUAAAUUAAAUAAAAAUUAAAUUAAAAUAAAGAAAAGAUUGAACACUCACUAUAUACCAGUAUCAUGCAGAAAUACACAUCUCAAUCCAAAGUCAAUAAUAAAUUCACUAAAGUAGACUUGACAGAACCAACUGAUUUGUGGACCUUGAAACAAUUUCAUCUCCUCUAUGUAUAGAUUUUCAAUCGAGAAGUUCUCAUGCAUAUAAACUUCAAAUGUCUAAUUAAUUCCAUUCACAUGUUUGUAGUUCUGUGUAGAAUCUUAAAUUUUCAAGAAGCCAUUGUAAAAGUAAACUUCCUGUUAUACUUCUCUUGAGACCUUGAUUUCUACACCAUUUACACACUAGAGUUUUUGAGAUAAAAACUAAAUUUUAAAAGUUAAAAUAAAAAAUUGUUUGAUGGAAAAUCUUUUCAUAAAAUAUCCUAUUAAACUGCCUUUGUUGGUUUCUUUUGUAAACUAGAAAUACAAAAAGCAUUUAAAAAUUAUUCAUGUAUGUGGAUAGAAUAAUUUAUCUCUGUUGCUUGCUUAUGUAAAAUACAUCUUUUGUUUGUUUUUUAACAUAAUUGAGAAAUGAAUUAGUAUAGGAAAUUUAUGUAGAACUUUAUGUUUACAUAUGAUCGAGAAAUUAGUAAUGAAUGAAAUUUAUAUUACAAAGUUAUGUAGAAAUUCACUAGAUAACUAUCAUGUUCUUUAAGUUCCAGUUGUUUUGGUGGAUGUAAAAAUAUGGAAUAUCUAAACAUUAAAUAAGAAACUAUAAACUUGCAAUGAUUUUUUCAUAUUUUUUUCAGUUGCAAUGUUACAUAACCAUUGCAAUGUUGUAGUUGGAUUUUUGUUUCCUUACUAAAGAUAAUUAAUUGAUAUUAAUUGACUUAGCAAAAUGUCAAAAUUUUUUUAUUUUUUUUUUGCAGGGCAGUUUCAUCUAGCUUAUUAUUUUUGUUAGUAAUCUAAAUGCAGAGCUAUAUUUGCUUUUAAAACUUCUAAAUUUAAAGCUUAGAAAAAUAAUUCACAUUUUUAACCAUACUUACAUGCUGGCAUAUUCUUCAGUAAUGGCCCAUAGACAUCAAAUUUAUUUCAGUCAUGAUAUGUUGACUUAUUAGAUGAAAUAUAUGGAUAUUUAUUUUGCAAUGGUUCAUAUUUUUUUAUUAUUUGUAUUUGACUGUAAUUAUUUAUAUACAUUAAGUUUUUGAUUUGUUUGUGGAUUGCAUUUUUUUUAAGUUAAAAACAAAUUCUGUUGGUUGAAAAUAUUGUUGAUAUACAGACUCACUCAUAAAUAUCUGUGAUUUUUUCUGCCAUUGUGAUCAAUACUGGAAAUAGGUGUCAGUUUUUAAGCUAAAUUUACAAGCAAAGUUAACAUUCUAAUUCCACCAGAUGAAGCCCUACAAAAUAUUAAAUUUUGCGGAUGACUUAA